Phragmites australis (common reed) is the source of this 1251-nucleotide messenger RNA. Its product is annotated as protein AMEIOTIC 1-like. Bases 1 to 1251 code for a protein of 416 amino acids. The transcript has 7 exons. NCBI's taxonomy places the organism in Eukaryota, Viridiplantae, Streptophyta, Magnoliopsida, Poales, Poaceae. The record is from RefSeq and is a predicted model, not a curated record. Gene Ontology annotation, biological process: meiotic cell cycle; reciprocal meiotic recombination; meiotic sister chromatid cohesion.
AUGGCCGGCCGGGUGCCGGAAGGCAGCACUCACCGGUUCCGUCGCCGGCACAACGCGGAUGGUGCCAUGGAGUACUGGCUGGAGCCGGCCGAACUUGCUGAGGUACGGCGAGAGGCCGGUGUUUCUGAUCCAUACUGGAUGCCGCCGCCGGGAUGGAAGCCAGGUGAUGACGUGUCCCCCGUUGCCGGCGACCUACUGGUUAAGAGGCAGGUCCAGGAGCUCGCCGAGGAGGUCAAAUGCGUAAAAAGGCACAUGGAGCAGUUACUGGACAAGGAUGGGAACUUCGAUGCAGAGAGAGCUUACAGUUCAUUGAAGGAGAAGUACAAGAGUGUUGUCAAGGUUAACGAAAAUCUUGAGAAGCAGGUGUUCUCUUUGAAGGACAUGUACGAGAAUGUGGUUCAGAUGAAUGGUGAGCUGAUGAAGGAGGUGUUAUCCAUCAAGGACAAGUACCAGUAUAUUGUUGAUAAGAAUGACAAGCUAGGGGAGCAGAUUACAUCUCUCUCCAGCUCCUUCCUUUCUUUCAAGGAUCAGCUGCCACUGCCGCUGAAUAUGGAAAGAGCUCAUCAGGUGGAAGUGGCUCCCAGUGACGGCAAUCGAGAAGCUUUUCCUGGCACAGCAAUGUACAUGGCUUGUGGUGACCAGAUUAGCCAGCAGGCAGAUGGCGCCGUCGUCCAAGGCGGUCCGGAGUCUUCGGAAAGGACGGCGAGGAAGAGCAGCUUCCGAAUCUGCAAGCCACAGGGCACGUUCCUGUGGCCAAGCAUGGCUUCCGGCAUGACCAUCAGCGGCGGAGACAGCAGCAGCUGCCCGACAGCCGCUGGGCCAGGGUCCGGGCUCCCUCGCAGCACCAGUUGCCCCAGUAGUGCUGGGCCAGGGCUCCCGCGGUCGUCGCGAGCCCCGUUUGAGGCAGCGGCCGCGUCGUCCGGCCUGGAUGAGCGCGUGAUGCUUGGCGCCCUCUCCACACCGCCCUCGGCGUCGUCCACCAACACCGCCGCAGCCAAGCUGCAGCUGCCCCUGCCCAGCCCGAGGUCGCUCCUCCAGCCACAACAGCUGUUUGCUACUACUGCUGCCGGGUUUAGCACCCUCCCGGUGAUGCAGCCUUUCUCCGGCAUGACUCUACGCCAUGUGGACUCCUCGUCCGCGCACUGCGGUGCCAGCCUGCUGGAGGGGAAGAGGGCCAUGUUCGAUGCAGACGCUAGCGGGAUCAGUGUGGUGGGCACUGAACUGGCCCUGGCUACUCCCUCCUCCUGCUGA